Prunus mume (Japanese apricot) is the source of this 2575-nucleotide messenger RNA. RefSeq lists its product as uncharacterized. NCBI's taxonomy places the organism in Eukaryota, Viridiplantae, Streptophyta, Magnoliopsida, Rosales, Rosaceae. The record is from RefSeq and is a predicted model, not a curated record.
AAUGACAAGUAUAUUGACAACCUCUGCUCCAUUCUCUCUCUCUCUCUCUCAGUCUCUGCUUUUGACCACCGAAAUCUCGGACGCUAUUUGCUAAACUCAAGGACAACAAUACGAACAGCAAGCAAGAAAGAAAGAAAGAAAGAGCUCAAGCCCACCACCAACCUCUUCUCUCUGAAAAACACUUUACAAAUUUUAUUUAUAAAUCAAAACCCUUCCUCAUCAUCCUCCUUAUCAUUUAUCUCCUUCUUGUUCUUCCAUUGAUAUUUAAAAGGUUUUUACUUUUUAUUUUUUUUAAGUUAUCCAAGCUUCAAAAGGAAGAGCAGCGAGUUCUAACAUCAGACCCGGAUCCGACAUUGUCGGACCCAUCCGCCCCAUCUCAUUCUCUCUCUGCUUUUGCCCCAUACUGGGUUUGGCUCUGUUUCUUGUUUCAGAGAGAGGGAGUUGAAGAUACCAUUCUGGCAACAAGUUAUUCAUUGUAGGCACACAAGUUGGAGGACUUGAUGAAGGCAUCGUUGUAUUUGGGACUUGCAUGAUUUAAGAGCUACAAUGGGUGGUUGCAUGUCAACCCCAUCCAAAACAAUUAAAUCACGGAAAAAACACUGUCAACGGGUCAUCAAACGCCAUAGAAAGGCAGCCUGCUCUGCUUCAGAUGGUACCAAGAAAAGAAAUACCAGUUUCAAGAAAAUAUAUAGUGAUGCAGGAGCUCGCGUGAGUGACUAUGCUGUCAGUGAGUUUGUUCAUGUGGACUUUGAGAAUGGUGCAACAACUACUCACAGAAGAUCUAAGGUUUCUAAUUCAACAUUCCAUCUCACCCAGCUGCAAUGGAACCACAGUCAAUAUGAUGCGAAUGUAAUUUGCCAAGAGGAAGCUUGGUUUGACUCAGUGAGUAUUCUGGAGUCUGAUUCAGAUGAUGACUUUAUCAGUAUACACGGAGAUAGUUUUCCAUUAGCAAGCAAUCCAAUUGGGAAUAUCUCAAGUGGCCAAGUACUUCAGUACGAAAGAUCUGCUCGCUUUGUUGAUAAUGGGUGUAAGUAUGAAGAAUACCAAAGCUAUAUGAAAAUAGAUGGAGGUAAAUCAGAUAAAAUCACAGGCACAGAUGAGCGCAGGGAAUCAAAUCGGUUUUCACUUAUUAGUACCCAGGGCUAUGAGCUUUCACGCUUAGGGAAGGCUGAUGAAGUUUGCAGUAAGAGGAAGAAUAUAUUAGAUCACUGUUAUGGAAGCUUUAAAGGACAUAGAGAGGAUGGACGUGAUUCUAAUGAAAAAAUUCAAGACAAUGCCCUGAAAUCCGGCUUAUCUCGAUUGGUACCUUCUGUAAGUUUCAACGAUAAGAUUCUAAGUGCACAGAGUUUGGCUCCGCAGUCCCAGAGAAAGCCAUCAUCAGUGUUCAGGCUUUCUUUUAAAAGGAGAUCCUGUGAUGCAGAAGAAACCAUUGAACAAUGUCAAUCAAAAAGGUUUCUGUAUCGGCCUAGACCAGGAUAUAUCAUUCCAUGUUGUAGAGUAGAGAAGCCGACUUCAGGAUCUUGGUCUGAGAUUCCACCCUCAACUUUUAAACUCCGUGGCGAGAACUAUUUCAAAGAUAAACGAAAGUCACCUGCUCCGAACUACAGUCCAUAUACUCCAAUAGGUGUUGAUGUGUUUGUAUGCCCCAAAAAGAUACAUCACAUUGCCCAGCAUCUUGAGCUUCCCAAUGUGAAAGCAAACGGAAAAGUGCCUCCACUCCUCAUUGUAAACAUACAGUUGCCUACUUAUCCUGCUGCAAUGUUUCUUGGUGAUAGUGAUGGAGAGGGGAUGAGUCUUGUAAUGUAUUUCAAAGUUUCUGAGAAUUUUGAUAAAGACAUCUCUCCUCAAUUCCAGGACAGCAUCAAGAAAAUGGUUGACGAUGAGACGGAAAAAGUGAAAGGAUUCGCAAAGGACUCCACUGUACCUUUUAGAGAAAGACUAAAGAUCUUGGCUGGGGUGGUAAAUCCUGAAGAUCUCGGUCUGAGUUCUGCUGAGAAGAAGCUUGUACAUGCAUAUAAUGACAAACCAGUUCUUUCACGCCCCCAGCACAAUUUUUACAAGGGUCCUAACUACUUUGAGAUUGAUCUGGACAUUCAUCGCUUCAGCUACAUAUCAAGGAAGGGUCUUGAAUCGUUUCGAGAACGUCUAAAAAACGGAAUACUGGAUUUCGGUUUAACUAUCCAGGCACAAAAACAGGAAGAGUUGCCAGAGCAAGUGCUGUGUUGUAUGAGACUGAACAAGAUAGAUUUUGUAGAUCAUGGUCAAAUUCCCGGUCUAGUGACCCUUGAUGAUGAAUGAAUCAUGAUCAAGAUGCAUGCAGGGCAUGACGUGAAAUUGGUGAUCAAGAGAUGCCCUUUUGUAAAUCAAAGAGAAGAAGAUCUUUAUACCCCAUGAAAGUGUUCCUUUAUACCCGUUUCUAUAAUCAUGAUUAGCGUUGUACAAUUAAAUUAAAGGGUAUAUUACUGGUGAUAAUCUGCUUAGGAUUUAGGAGUGUUACUAGGACUAGGUUUAAUAUCGGAAUCAUUUGUACUACUCUAUAAUUUCUCCAAUAUAAUAAUGUGGUUACAUAUCAACC